Messenger RNA from Homalodisca vitripennis (glassy-winged sharpshooter), 353 nucleotides. RefSeq names its product BTB/POZ domain-containing protein 2-like. Gene Ontology annotation, biological process: neurogenesis. The transcript has 2 exons. Lineage: Eukaryota; Metazoa; Arthropoda; Insecta; Hemiptera; Cicadellidae. The coding region runs from base 108 to 329 and encodes 73 amino acids. The record is from RefSeq and is a predicted model, not a curated record. Gene Ontology annotation, cellular component: cytosol.
AAUAUAAAGUGAGUAUUUUUCAGGUAAUUCACACUGCCUCAGGAAACGUAUGUGGAUUGAACAGCACCAGUUUCAGUUGUGACGGGAACAGUUACACGUUUAGAGUCAUGUUCAAGGAGCCUGUAGAGAUUGUCCCCAACACGAGCUACACAGCCUGUGCUACACUGAAGGGACCAGACUCACACUAUGGUACACGUGGGCAGCGCAAAGUGGUAGUGGACUGUCCGAGUGGAGGCAAAGUCACGUUCCAGUUCUCAUACGCGGCAGGCAACAAUAACGGCACCUCAGUCGAGGACGGUCAGAUCCCAGAGAUUCUCUUCUACACUUAGGGAACUGUGAGUAUCCAUCUAGUA